CACAAAUCCCGGGUUACAAAACCCGAGGCAGCGGCCCCGGCUCUUCACAUCUCCUCGGUGUCCCGCCGCACAGCUACGGGCUAUGGACGAGUUCUGUAGCGUGGACGGUUCCGAGCCUUUCUGGGACUGGAACCUCACGUGGCACACUCUGAACCCAGACUUCACCCGAUGCUUCCAGAACACGGUUCUCAUAUGGGUGCCAUGUGUCUACCUCUGGCUUUGCAUGCCGUUUUACUACUGGUACCUCAAGAAUCAUGACCGGGGAUAUAUAUGUGUGACCCACCUCAACAGAGCCAAAACCGUUAUUGCUUUCUUGCUGUGGAUUAUCUGCUGGUCAGAUGUUUUCUACUCUUUCUGGGAAAGAAGUCAAGGUGCUGUCAAAGCACCUGUGGAGUACAUCAGCCCUUUGCUGCUGGGAAUUACAAUGGUGCUGGCAGGGCUCCUCACCCAGUAUGAGCGGCUCAAGGGGGCCCAGUCCUCGGGCAUCAUGCUCAUUUUCUGGCUGGUGGCUCUACUCUGUGCCACCGUGUCCUUUCGAUCAAAGAUCCUGCAGGCAGUCAAUGAGGAUGCCACUGUGGACAGGUUUCGCUUCACCACCUUCUACAUGUACUGGGUCCUUGUGUUGGUGGAGCUAGGACUGAACUGCUUCUCCGAUCAACCCCCUUUCUUCUCCAAAGCCGUGAAUGACCCCAAUCCCUGCCCAGAGGCUGGGGCAUCCUUUCUGUCCAACAUCACCUUCUGGUGGAUCACUGGGAUGAUGCUAUAUGGCUUUAAGACACCCCUGGAGGAGAAAGAUCUAUGGUCCCUCAGGGAAGUGGACAAGUCCAGCACGAUCGUCCCACAACUGAUGCGACAAUGGAGCAAUGAGUGGCACAAGGCCCAGAGGCCCCUGGAGAAAGCCCUCUACUCCCCAAAGCGCUCCCUGAGGAGCGGUGGACGGGGCGAGAACAAGGACACAAAGCUGCCAGAGGAGUCGGAAAUUCUGCUUCAAAAGUCAUCAAAGAGAAGACGUGAACCAUCGCUUCUCCUCGCCCUCUGUCUGACCUAUGGCCCCUACUUCCUCAUCAGCACAUUAUACAAAAUCAUCCAUGACAUCCUCAUAUUUGUGGGACCUGAGAUCCUAAGGCUACUGAUCAGAUUUGUGAAUGACUCCAACGCCCCGAUUUGGCAGGGUUACUUCUACACGGCCCUUCUCUUCAUCUGUGCAUGCGUGCAAACAUUCAUCCUGCAGAAGUACUUCCACGUGUGCUUCGUGACUGGAAUGAGGGUUCGCACUGGCGUUGCGGGUGCUGUGUACAGGAAGGCCAUGGUCAUCACAAACGCUGCCCGUCGCACUUCCACAGUGGGCGAAAUCGUCAACCUGAUGUCAGUCGACGCUCAGCGCUUCAUGGACCUUAUCACAUACAUCAACAUGCUCUGGUCUGCCCCUCUGCAGGUUGUCCUUGCACUCUACUUCCUAUGGCAGAAUCUUGGCGCAUCGGUUUUGGCUGGGGUGGCGGUAAUGGUUCUGAUGGUGCCGGUGAAUGCAGUCAUCGCCACAAAGACUAAAACCUACCAGGUUGCUCAGAUGAAGGACAAGGACAGCAGGAUUAAGCUGAUGCACGAGGUACUGAACGGGAUCAAGGUGCUGAAGUUGUACGCCUGGGAGCUGGCCUUCAAGGACAAAGUGUCGGCGAUCCGCGAGAGCGAGCUGCGUGUGCUGAAGAAGAGCGCCUACCUGGCGGCCGUGUCCACGUUCACAUGGGUGUGCGCACCCUUCCUGGUGGCGCUCUCUACCUUUGGAGUCUAUGUGAUGGUGGAUGAGAAGAAUGUCCUGGAUGCUCAGAAGGCCUUUGUGUCCCUGGCCCUCUUCAACAUCCUGCGCUUCCCCCUCAACAUGCUUCCUAUGGUCAUCAGCAGCGUUGUACAGGCCAGUGUGUCCAUGAAGCGCCUGCGCGUGUUCCUGUCCCACGAGGAGCUGGUGGAGGACAGCGUGGACCGCAGGGCUGCCACAGGCUCUUCUGAAAGCAUUGUGGUCACUGAUGGCACCUUCAGCUGGUCCAACGAUGAUCCUCCAUCUCUGAAGAGGAUUAACAUCCGCAUACCUGAUGGGAUGCUGGUGGCUGUGGUGGGCCAUGUGGGGUCUGGGAAGUCCUCUCUCCUCUCAGCCUUGCUGGGGGAGAUGCAGAAGCAGGAGGGCUCUGUGUCCAUCAAGGGCUCGGUGGCCUACAUGCCCCAGCAGGCCUGGAUCCAGAACAAGACCCUCCAGGACAACAUUCUCUUUGGGCGUGAGUUGAAGGAGAGCUGGUAUCGGGAGGUGGUGGAGGCCUGCGCCCUCUUGCCCGACCUGGAGAUGCUGUCUGCUGGAGAUAAAACGGAGAUUGGCGAGAAGGGUGUGAACCUGUCUGGAGGGCAGAAGCAGCGGGUGGGCCUGGCACGGGCCUUGUACUGCGACUGCUCCCUCUAUCUGCUGGAUGACCCCCUGUCUGCUGUGGAUGCUCAUGUAGGGAAGCACAUCUUCGACAAGGUCGUCGGACCCCAGGGCAUCCUGAAGAACAGGACUCGCAUCCUGGUGACCCACGGCCUGAGCUACUUGCCGCAGGCCGAUCUCAUCCUGGUGAUGGUGGACGGUGAGAUCACAGAGAUGGGCUCCUAUAUGGAGCUGCUGGGCCGGCAGGGCGCCUUUGCCGAAUUCCUGCGGACGUAUGCCAACUCUGAACAGCAGGAGGACCGCUCAGCUGGGAGUCUCUCCCGGAGAGACCUGGACAAUGGGGGACCAGCUGCACUGCUGCAACCAGACUCCGGCACAGCAACCCAGCCUGAUGGACCCCUUCAGGGAGCAGACGGCGGCAAGUCCCCGGGGAAACAGGAGAAUCGCCCCCAGGCUGGCAAACUGACAGAAGCAGAUAAGGCCAAGACUGGAAUGGUGAAGCCUGCUGUCUUCUGGGAGUACAUGAAGGCUAUUGGCCUUGGCCUCUCGUUCUUCAGCAUCUUCCUCUUCCUUUGUCACCACGUGGCCUCUCUGAUCUCCAACUACUGGUUGAGCCUGUGGACAGAUGACCCUGUGAUCAACGGCACGCAGCUCUACACGCAUAUGCGUCUAGGAGUGUAUGGGGCACUCGGGGUGACACAGGGGGUCGCUGUGUUCAGCUACUCCAUUUCAGUCUCCAUCGGGGGUGUGAUGGCUUCCCGAUACUUACACGAGACCAUGCUCUACAAUGUCCUGCGCUCACCCAUGUCCUUCUUCGAGCGCACGCCCACCGGAAACCUGGUGAACCGCUUCGCCAAGGAGAUGGACACCAUCGACACAAUUAUCCCGAGCAUCAUCAAGAUGUUCAUGGGCUCUAUGUUCAACGUGGUCAGCACAUGUGCAAUCAUCCUCGUGGCCACACCCCUCAUAGCAGUUGUCAUCCCACCACUCGGCCUGCUGUACUUCUUUGUGCAGCGCUUCUAUGUGGCCACCUCACGUCAGCUGAAGCGUCUCGAGUCGGUGAGCCGCUCACCCAUGUUGUCCCACUUCACCGAGACCUUGCUUGGCACCAGCGUGAUCCGUGCCUUCGGCGAACAGGAGCGCUUCAUCAGCGAAUGCAACAGACAUAUUGACCACAACCAGAAGGCUUACUUCCCAAGCAUUGUGGCCAACAGGUGGCUGGCUGUGCGGCUGGAGUUUGUGGGCAGCUGCAUCGUGAUGUUUGCUGCGCUGUUUGCCGUCGUGUCCAGGGACAGCCUGAGCCCUGGCAUCGUGGGACUGUCGAUAUCCUACGCCCUACAGGUUACUGCCUCCCUCAACUGGCUGGUACGCAUGACUUCAGAGGUGGAGACCAACGUCGUUGCUGUGGAGAGGGUGAAGGAGUACGGAGACACGGACAAAGAGGCUGAGUGGCAGGUGGAGCCAUCCCGCAUGCCCCAGGGUUGGCCAACCAAUGGCUACAUUGAGAUCCGAAACUUCAGCCUGCGCUACAGGGAUGACUUGGAACUGGCCCUUAAAGAUGUCAAUGUCACCAUUGAAGGUGGUGAGAAGGUGGGGAUUGUGGGAAGGACAGGAGCUGGCAAAUCCUCCCUCACUCUGGGGCUGUUCCGCAUCAUUGAGGCCUCUGAGGGAUCAGUCUGGAUCGAUGGCGUGGACAUCGCCAUCCUCGGUCUCCAUGAGCUCCGCUCCCGCAUCACCAUCAUUCCUCAGGAUCCAGUGCUGUUCUCUGGGACGCUGCGCAUGAACCUUGAUCCUUUCAACUGCUACUCUGAUGAAGACCUAUGGCAAGCCCUGGAGCUUGCCCACCUCAAGAACUUUGUGUCUGGGCUGCCUGAUAAACUGAACCACGAAUGUUCAGAGGGAGGCGAGAACCUCAGCCUGGGUCAGCGGCAGCUGCUGUGUCUGGCACGUGCUCUCCUGAGGAAGACCAAAGUUCUGGUCCUGGAUGAAGCCACAGCCGCUGUGGACCUGGAGACCGACAACUUGAUCCAGUCAACCAUCCGUAGCCAGUUCAAGGACUGCACCGUCCUGACCAUUGCACACCGUCUCAACACCAUCAUGGACUACACCAGGGUGCUCGUCUUGGACCGAGGCCAGAUGGCAGAGUUUGACUCGCCGUCUAACCUCAUUGCCAAAAAAGGAAUUUUCUACCGGAUGGCCAAAGACUCCAGCUUGGUGUGACUUUGGAGAGGAAUGUGGCACUACCCCGAGAAGAUGCUGUAUUGCUUUGGGUUUGGUUGAUGGAUUAGGGUUAGGGUCACACCUGCCCCUGCACCCUUAACUUCAUCCACUUCUCUGUACCAGAGUAUGCUGUCCAUUGUUGACCGCCUUUGUCCACUCUUGCAUUCUCAUUCCAUCUACUUCCUGGAGUUCCAUGUUUCUCCUGGGUUUUCUAGGAUUUUUUUUGCAUUUCUGUAACGGCUCACAUGAUCAUGUGUUUCAUAUUCAAGUAGGGGUGUUCUAGAUAUCCUCUUUUUCUCAUCACGCUCAUUCUGAUUUAUGAGUACUUUGCAUUUCGGUUUGAUUUUGAGAAGUCAAGGGUCAGCCACCCAAGCAUCAUAUCACUGCUUGCAAAAUCACACUGCCAUGAUAACAGCCAGAAUGUUUAAAAAAAAAAAAUUAAAAAAAAAAAAGUCUGACGGAGCAAGUUUUCAACAGGGUGCCAGGUGGCACGACUGCUAACUAGUUAAAGCUGAUCUCCAGCCAAUAAAUAAUUUUAAACUUCUACGGUGUUUAAACAUAGAAUGCCAAUUUUUUUUUUUGAAGUUGCCUACCUGGCUCUUGAAGGUGGUCCUGGUGGUUAAAAGUGAUCAGGAAGCCAUAGCUUAGAUGUAUUACCUCAUUGCUGGAAGACAUUGCUUGAUUGAUUUUUAGGCAUUUUUAUUUUUUUGCUUUAUUUUGUUAUCAGAAUCUUGCGCAAAUACUUUGUGAAUCCUUUCAAAGAGUCAAAUGUGCUGGGUUGCAAGGUUCACAUCAAGGUUUAUUUGACAACAUGAGUUUACUGGCUUUAAAUUAUUUUGAAUAUUGCAGCAAAACAAAGUCAGGUUUUCUAUUAAUAUAAAUGUGCGCCUUUUUAAACAAUCAAGCUUGCAAGGCAAAUUUUGAUGUGGUUUGCCACCUAAAUGCCCAAAGAAUCUGCAAUGUGUAAAGAUGGUGUUUGAGAUGUGACACGUCUUGAAGCUGCGUCUCUGCUAGGGUUUAGUUUGACAUCUCCAGCCGGUGUUUGACAGGUCAGCUCCGCAGGGUUGUGACGGACUUCGCAGGGUUAAUGACAAUGGCACAGGUCCUGAAGCUCACAAGAGCGGCUCCUGCUUUGUGUGUAUGAAAUCUGAAAAGGCUUCCAAUGCUGCACAGUGCACAAUUUUGACCCAUCCUUUUUUCUUCUUUUUUGAAAUGCGAAAAUGUAGUCCUGAUCAAACACUGCCCGAGUCACCUCUCUCUAAUAAACUCUGAACAUUCUCCACCCCCCCAACAGUGUACUUUUUGGUUGGUGUUGCACAGUGCCCAUACGCAGUUGCUCGUCAUUAGCCUCCUCCAGCCGCUAACUGUGACCAGAUUUUGGGAUCCGAGUCACUGAAACGGCAGCCUUGGGAGGUUUGCAUGCUGACGUCAGGCAGCGACACAGCUGUGGGGCCAUUGAGGUUUUUGGUGCACUUUCGGGUGGAGAAUCCAAACCCAUCUUAAGAGGUUCCCAUCUCUCUUUCCCCCCCCCGACUGAAGUUGGCAGUUCCGUGAGUGCAAACUGCUUGAGUCUUGACAGAAGCUGUCAUGGCAUAUGUAGCAUUGGCAGACUUUUCCUGUCUGCACCAAGUAAAAGCCCAUCAAUGUUGGGUUUUUUUUUUUUUUUUUUUUUUUUUUUUUUCUUUCUUUCUUCCCCUCUCCCUCUAACCAGCAUAUACUUGUGCCAUUUGUUCGUCAAACUUGACUGCACCUCGCCUCAGGUGACCGCUUGAUUGUGCAUCCAGUGACUACAGGGGCAUUUCUGAGCGCACACUCUGGAAAGCACUUGCUUUUUUCCUUCUGACGACACAAUGCAAGAAACAACCCAUCGAGACGUGGGCCGAGAUUGUACAGUUUCUAAUAUUUAUAACAUUGUGUAUUUGUUUACAUUUAA
Molecule: messenger RNA, 6563 nt
Organism: Scleropages formosus (Asian bonytongue)
Lineage: Eukaryota; Metazoa; Chordata; Actinopteri; Osteoglossiformes; Osteoglossidae
Gene: abcc1
Product: ATP binding cassette subfamily C member 1 (ABCC1 blood group)
Exons: 31
Coding region: 83-4630 (1515 amino acids)
Biological process (GO): xenobiotic transport; glutathione transmembrane transport
Cellular component (GO): basolateral plasma membrane
Molecular function (GO): glutathione transmembrane transporter activity; ATP binding; ATP hydrolysis activity
Source: RefSeq, a predicted model, not a curated record